Molecule: messenger RNA, 2091 nt
Organism: Clonostachys byssicola
Lineage: Eukaryota; Fungi; Ascomycota; Sordariomycetes; Hypocreales; Bionectriaceae
Source: the annotation of a GenBank genome assembly
AUGGCGCCGAGGACUGUGUAUCAAUUUUCAGGACAUCGAAGUCAGGACAUCUACAAUGAGCUAAACAGCUCGGCUGGAGAGAUACGCGUGCUGAAGCUGUCACAAUCGGACAAUUUUGCUGCGCCCAUCAAUUGCAACCUCGUCCACGUCCAGCUUCGAAACGACACAAUCGGAGAGUAUGAGGCCUUGUCGUAUGUUUGGGACGAACCGCUUUUCGUGCACUCCAUUACGCUCAACGGCAAGCCUCACAAAAUCACCAAAAACCUCGAGCUGGCAUUGCGGUACCUCCGAUCGGCCAGGAGGGACCGCACACUAUGGGUUGAUGCUCUCUGCGUUAAUCAGAGCGACCUCACGGAACGAAGCAAGCAGGCGCGGCUCAUGAAGAAGAUUUACUCGCGCUCAAAAGCCGUUCUCGCAUGGCUGCCGACCUUCAGCUCCAUCGCCACCAAUGACGACCUCGCUUGGUCUUCAGACAAUCAGUUGAUCGUCCAACAAGCCAAGUCCGACGUCAGGAUCAUGGGCGAGGCUCUGGAAUUGACGAGGAAGAUCUGCGUACGUGACUAUGGCACCCUUCUUCAAAUGCAUGCCAACUUCAUCCAUGCUGGCGAUGAGUCCGAUGACCCUGCACGACGUCGUGAAAAGGAUCCCCUGGCUGUGCAUGCACAAUCUCGGUAUUUACCCAUUGAUGCUCCAUUUCUCCUAGACAGAGAGCAAUCGGAGCUCAUGCGCGAUCUAUUUAUCAAGCCUCCUUUUUGGAAGCGGCUUUGGAUCAUGCAAGAAAUGUCACUUGCCCGUCGGCUCGUUCUGGUUGCCGGACACUACGAGCUGAGUUGGCAAUUCAUCAGUCUCUUCUUCCAUAAUGUUCAUUAUUCCAACGCCUUCUACGCUUCCCCCGACUGGAAUUACCAUCCAAAACUGCUCAACUAUGCUUUUGCCGUACCGCUGAAGAUUGAGCACCAACGCCUGAUCCAAGAGAAUUCGAUACGGGGGAAGUGCAACUCAUCGACACUCCUAGAAGUGCUUAUGCGUUUCGCGGAAAGCAAGGCAACGGACCCCAAAGACUACGUCUACGGUGUUCUCGGCCUUGUGAAUGACAGGCUCGGCAUCCAAGUGAACUACUACGACUCGCUGCCCACCUUAUUUACGGACACCGCGCUUGCCAUCAUCAACAACGCAGCAAAUCUGGACCUUAUCUGCCAGACAGCCUGGAGACCACGACAUGAUCCGGACGGAGCUCUGACUUAUUCGGUAGCGUCUACUCGUAUUCGCGGCUUGCCCUGUUGGGUGCCCGAUUUCGCCAACAGCCUGGGGUUCGAAAACCAUGAGACGCUGCUCUUCGGCCAGGUAGGGAUAUACGAGGCUGCACCACCCAGCGGCAUAUGUUUUCAAGUUUUUCAUCAGAAGUACCUGGGGGUGAUGGCUACGAUCAUCGGCUCAAUCUCUCGAGAUGUCAUGAAGGAUGAAAACGACAUUAUGCGCAGAGGCUUAUACUGCCAGGGAACCUAUCCUUUCAGCGCCGCCAUGCAAUAUUGGAACACCGAGCUGCGCCAAUGGCUCACGAACGCUGGUCUCGAUCUAGCGAGGCUCGAAUGCAAUGAGUUGUAUGCGCCGACGGGCGAGACCUUGGUUCGAGCCCUUUGGCGAACGUUGACGACAGACCUUAUCGCGUAUCCCGUUAUGCGAACCAAGAACGAGAAGAGGCCGACAAUGGAUCGCAUCUUCAGAGCAAUCUUGAACGGCCACUCCCAAGUGCCUGUGGCUGACGACGAUUCUGGCAACCCAAAGAUGGGCUUCUGGUCAGAGUUAAUGCCCCAACACCACGAAAUGAUCCGACGCGUCAGCCAGCAUUGGACCUUCGCCGUCACCAAGAACGGGUUAUUCACCAUGAUGCAGCAUGCUCAGCCGGGAGACGUCAUUGCAUGUGUGAGGGGAUCAAACGUCCCGCUCAUACUACGUCCAAGAGGCCUAAUUCUCGGCAGAGGAGUAUACACCUUUGUCGGGACCGCCUAUGUCCAUGGGUUCAUGGAUGGCGAAGCUCGUAAGCUGGCCAAGGAAGGUCGGCUGCUUGAGAGGGGAGUGCUCUUCAACUAG